AUGGAGCUAAGAUUGGGGAUCAGGGUCACGCUGGUCCUAACUAUCCUGGCUCUGACCCUAAGUGGAGAGAGUGUAUUCGCCCAGAGAGCUGGGUGUAAGAAUGUCAAUUACGACCUUGUGUUCAUCCUGGACACCUCGUCCAGCGUUGGGAAGGAUAAUUUCGAGAAGAUCCGUCAGUGGGUUGCCAACCUGGUCGAUUCCUUUGAUGUUGGGGAUGAUAAAACACGCGUCGCUGUAGUGAGGUACAGUGACAGGCCGACUACAGAGUUCAACCUGGCCAGGUACAAGACCCUGGAAGACGUCAAGAGGGCCGCUCGAAACAUCCGUUACCUUGGCGGGAACACAAUGACUGGAGACGCCAUCAGCUACGCCACCAAGAACAUUUUCACCGAAAGAGGCGGGGCCAGACCGGCAGCUCGCGGCAUUCAGAAAGUCGCUAUCCUGCUAACAGACGGCAGGAGUCAGGAUUAUGUCCUGGAACCGGCCAAGGAGGCGGCCAAGGCUGGAAUCAGGAUGUUUGCCGUGGGAAUCGGCGAAGCCCUGAAGGUGGAAUUGGAGGAGAUUGCGGCCGAGCCGAAAAACGCUCACGUCUUCCACGUGACGGACUUCAACGCCAUCGACAAGAUCCGCGGUCGCCUGAGGAGGAGACUCUGUGAAAAUGUGCUGUGCCCUAACAUGAAAGUGCAGGCGGAUCGGUUCCAACCCAACAGUACCAGCUCCGGUCUGCAGCAGGUUCCAGGUUUUGAUCUAAUGGAGUACUUCAACGUGAGAGACAUUUUAGGGGAGAAGUUUGAGACAGGGCAGAGUUCUUACGUUAGACUGGGAACAAUGCCAAUUGUGCAGCAAACAGAAGAGGUUUUCCCUCAAGGUCUCCCUGACGAAUAUGCUUUUGUGACAACCUUUAAGUUCAGAAAAACCUCUCGCAGAGAGGACUGGUACCUGUGGCAGGUGUAUGACAAAUACGGCAUUCCACAGGUCUCAAUCCGACUGGACGGUGAGAACAAGGCUGUUGAAUACAACGCCGUCGGCUUGACCAAAGACGCCGUCAGAGCAGUUUUUAAGAGCCCAGAAGUGGAGAACCUUUUCGACAGAAACUGGCACAAGAUCGGCCUGAAAGUGGAGGCAAAGGCUGUGUCUCUGUACCUGGACUGCAAACACAUCCAAACCCUUCCCAUCGAAGACCGUGAAGACAUCGACAUCCAGGGAAAGACGGUCAUCGGGAAGAGACUUUACGACAGCGUGCCCAUAGAUUUUGACUUGCAGAGAAUGGUGAUUUACUGUGACUCCAAACAUGCUGAGGAGGAGACCUGCUGUGACCUUCCCACUGGACCUUGCCCCAAACAAGUGGUAACGGAAGCUCCUCCUGUGGAGCUCCCCACACCCACCCCAAAAAGCGGCGAGCAACAGAGUGGCCCCAAGGCACUCAACUGCUCCUGUCCUCCAGGGGAAAGGGGUGAAAUAGGUCUACCUGGUGUGGAGGGUCCAAAGGGGGAAAAGGGAGAUCCUGGAGUUAAGGGUGCGGCUGGAGCUGCGGGACCCAAAGGAGAGAAGGGCGAACCCGGCAGAAGCGUCUCUAUCAAAGGUGAUAGAGGAGAGAAGGGAGAUGCAGGCCAGCGUGGACAGCCUGGAACAAGAGGGGACAAAGGGGAGAAGGGAUCAAAUGGACUUCCAGGUUUGGCAGGAAAACAAGGAGACAAAGGAGAAAGAGGUGAAAAAGGCCUGGCUGGUGAUUCAGGCGUGCCAGGACCACUUGGUCCAAAGGGUGUCCAAGGAGAAGCAGGACCUCCCGGUUCACCUGGUCCAAAAGGAGUCACUGGAGAGCAAGGAGUAAAAGGAGACAAAGGAGCACCAGGAGCAAGGGGAGACCCAGGUUUGGACGGAUUUCCUGGAAAGCCUGGCUCCCCAGGCAAAGACGGAGUCGCGGGACUUGUCGGAGCUCCUGGUCCAGGAGGAGUGAAAGGAGAAAAGGGGGAGCGGGGCCCUGCAGGCUUACCUGGGGAUGUGUUCCGGCUGGAGGGAUUAAAAGGAGAUGCAGGGCCUCCAGGUCCACGUGGCCCUCCAGGGCCUGAGGGUCCCCCAGGACCACGUGGUCCCCCCGGACCAGAGGGUGUGCCCGGAGAGCCAGGAGAAAAUGGCCAACGGGGCAAGAAAGGUGAAAGUGGAUUACCUGGAGUUGAUGGACUACCUGGACCACCAGGCCCACAGGGACCUCCUGGAUCAUCUGGCGAACCUGGUAAACCUGGACCCCCUGGUCUGCCAGGGGAGCUCGGAUUUUCCGGAAAACCAGGAGAGCCAGGGAAACCAGGUUUACCGGGCAAAGACGGACUGGAUGGGUUGCCAGGAAACGAUGGAGAAAAGGGACCUAGAGGAGAACCAGGACUGGAUGGACUUCCAGGCCAAUCUGGUCCUAAGGGUGAUGAAGGCCCUCCCGGACCUAGAGGACCAGCAGGGGAGAGAGGAGAGGCAGGUUUGCCAGGGCAGCCAGGUAUAAUGGGACCCAGAGGAGACAAAGGAAGCCAGGGUGACCGAGGCAGAGAUGGAAGCUUUGGUCCAAAAGGUGAAAAAGGUGACAAGGGUGAGGUUGGACCACGAGGACCUGCUGGAGCACCAGGAGAUGUUGCCACCAUUGUCCCUCAGCCUGGUGAGCCGGGACAACCGGGAGCAAAGGGAGAAAAAGGAGACCAGGGGAAACCAGGGGAGAUGGGUCAAAGAGGAUUGCCCGGUGAGCAGGGCUUCAGAGGACUGCCCGGACCACCGGGAGUUAAAGGAGACACAGGACCUAAAGGGGAUCCGGGGACAAAUGGAGAGCCUGGCCCUCCGGGUUUGCCUGGACCUCAGGGUCUUCGCGGGUUGCCUGGCAACGUGGGUAUUCCUGGCAGCAUUGGUCCACCUGGUAUAGCUGGACAAAGAGGAGAGAAAGGAGAGACGGGUAAAGAUGGUCCUCCUGGACCUCCGGGACUCCAAGGAGAGCCAGGAUUGAGGGGGGAGACUGGAUUACCAGGCAAAGGCAAAGAUGGAACAAAGGGCGAACCAGGACCACCCGGGCCGAUGGGACCACCAGGGCUGAAGGGCCCACCCGGAGCUCCAGGAAUGCAGGGCAUGCCAGGGGCCAGAGGGCCCCCGGGAGAGGGUACCACUGGACCCCAGGGACCGCCAGGACCAGCUGGACCAAUCGGACCUCCAGGGGCAAGAGGUCAAACGGGCGUGGCUGGCCCUCAGGGACCUGCAGGGCACAAUGGUAUACCAGGACGACCAGGUGAAAAAGGUUCCCCAGGAGAACCGGGAAAACCUGCUGACCUGUCACAGCUGGACCUGAAGGGCGUGUGUAAGGACUGCCCCCCGGGUCCUGCUGGCCCCCCCGGAAUGCCAGGAGCCCCAGGUGAUAAAGGAGUACCGGGCUCCCCAGGGAAGAACGGCCAGGAUGGCUAUCAGGGUCAACCAGGGCCAACUGGACCCCCAGGACCACCUGGAGCUGACGGAGCAAAGGGGGUGAAAGGUGACAGAGGUCCUCAGGGGGCACCGGGGGACAAAGGUGAAAAGGGUGUUCCUGGACCUCCUGGUUUCCCUGGUGCUGCAGGAGUCAUGGGCCAACCUGGUACAGAUGGUAACCCAGGACCUAUGGGCCCUCCAGGACCCCCAGGAGAAAAAGGUAAAGAGGGUUUGAAGGGAAUCCAGGGACCUCCUGGUCUUCCAGGCUUGAUGGGAGCUCCUGGUAAAACUGGCAAAGAUGGACGCCCGGGAGAACCAGGAGAACCAGGUAAACAAGGUGAACCAGGACCACCAGGCAGAGAUGGGCUCAGAGGACUUCCAGGUUUCAAGGGCCACAGAGGAGAGCCCGGACCACCAGGGUCAAAGGGAGAGGAUGGAAAGGAUGGUCCACCAGGGCGUGAGGGCAAUCCCGGUAAAGAUGGUAUUGCUGGGCCACCAGGACCUGAGGGUAUGAGGGGACCAAGAGGCGAGUCGGGUAAACCAGGUGAGCCUGGUUCUGCAGGGAAACCAGGUGCUGCUGGCUCUCCGGGUCUUCCGGGAGUGAAGGGAGAAACAGGGAGUCCUGGAUUACCAGGCUUCAGCGGUCCUAAGGGACCUCCGGGUCCGCCUGGUCCUUUUGGCCCAGAAGGCAAACAAGGUAUGCCAGGACAUCCCGGGGACCGUGGAGCAAAGGGAGAGAAGGGUGAUAAUGGAAUAAAAGGAGACAAAGGUCCAACAGGAGACCCUGGGAUGCCCGGGAACCCCGGACCUCCAGGACGGAAGGGCCACACAGGGAUGAUGGGAAUGUCAGGUCCCCCAGGAGAGAUAGGCCCUCCUGGACCGCCUGGAACCCCAGGUCAGCCUGGCCUCCCAGGUAUAAGGGGAGAAACCCCAUCUCUGGAGCAGAUGCGAAGGCUCAUUCAAGAAGAGCUUGCCAAACAGUUAGAUGCCAAAAUGGCCUACCUCAUGGCUCAGAUUCAGCCCACUCACGUAAAGAGUACCGCUGGACGACCCGGUCCACCAGGACCUCCUGGAAAGGAUGGAAUGCCAGGCAGACCCGGUCCACCUGGAGAACCUGGAAUACCUGGCCAGAAUGGGGCAGAGGGCCCAAGAGGUCCAUUGGGCCCUAAAGGUGAAAGAGGAGGUCGGGGAGAGAAAGGUGAAGCUGGCGUCGGACAAACCGGUCCUCCUGGUCCUCCUGGCCCCAUCGGUCCAGCCGGUAUGCCAGGCUAUGGGAAAGAUGGUCUUCCCGGGUCAGCAGGUGCCCAAGGUGAGCCUGGACACCCUGGGCCCCAUGGUCAACCAGGACCCCCUGGACCUCCAGGACAGUGUGACCCCUCUCAGUGUGCUUACUACGCCAGUUUGGCAUCACGACCCACAAAUGUCAAGGGCACUUAG
Chanos chanos (milkfish) is the source of this 4866-nucleotide messenger RNA. RefSeq names its product collagen, type XXII, alpha 1 (gene col22a1). The coding region runs from base 1 to 4866 and encodes 1621 amino acids. The transcript is spliced from 64 exons. Lineage: Eukaryota; Metazoa; Chordata; Actinopteri; Gonorynchiformes; Chanidae. Gene Ontology annotation, cellular component: extracellular matrix. The record is from RefSeq and is a predicted model, not a curated record.